Molecule: messenger RNA, 2559 nt
Organism: Rhineura floridana
Lineage: Eukaryota; Metazoa; Chordata; Lepidosauria; Squamata; Rhineuridae
Gene: NUDT7
Product: nudix hydrolase 7
Exons: 4
Coding region: 288-977 (229 amino acids)
Biological process (GO): coenzyme A catabolic process; nucleoside diphosphate metabolic process
Molecular function (GO): acetyl-CoA hydrolase activity; manganese ion binding; coenzyme A diphosphatase activity
Source: RefSeq, a predicted model, not a curated record
GAGCUUAUACAGUACAGUAUGUGAUUCAGUGGAGAUUGAGAUGAUCCUGAUUUGAUGGGGAAUGACUCAUGAAAAAGGAUAGGUCAUGUAAUGCCAAACCAAGCAAAAUAAUCCUCUAUUUCUAUGACUGUCUUUGUGUCUACUUCCUGAAGGUGGGGACGCUGGAAGACGGACAGCAUGAAGGGCAGGCAACAUGACUAUAAAAUAAUGUACCUCUCCUCUUUUUCCCACAAUCUAUAUGGAACCAGUGCUGGCAGUAACAUAAUUCACGAUAAAACAUGGACUAAAUGGUAAUGAAUGUAAAAGAUAAAGCUAAACUGAGGUUAAAGAAACUUGAUGUUGGAAACAGAUUUUCCAAUUUACCACUUCCAAAAGCCUCUGUUCUUAUACCAUUGAUGGUUAAAUACGGGAAACUGUAUGUUCUCUUCACUGUCAGAUCAAUGAAGUUGAGAAGAUCACCAGGAGAAGUGUGCUUUCCGGGAGGUAGAAGUGACCCAACAGACAGAGAUGAGAUAGCAACAGCUCUCCGGGAAGCCAAGGAAGAAGUGGGGCUCCAUCCUGAACAGGCCGACGUUGUCUGUAGUCUUGUACCUGCAAUAGACAAAACUAAUUCUUUAGUAACUCCGGUUGUAGCCUUCAUAGAAGACACAUUUCAUGCCUGUCCUAAUCCAGAAGAAGUCAGUGAUGUAUUCUCAGUGCCACUGGAGUAUUUCAUUAGUCCAUCAAAGUACACAAGCAUGCCUUUUCAAAGGAUGGGAGAGGUUCCAUUUUUGAUGCAUUCCUUCGAAUAUGAUGACCCAGAGCAAAAGACCUCGUUUCGAAUAUGGGGACUCACUGCACACUUUGUGGUAUUCCUUGCCCUUGCAGUUUUCAGACAGAAACCAACAUUUCAAGUUCAGUAUGAUCUUGAUAAUUUGAUUUCUUCAGCUGAGAAAAAUUUAAUGGAGUUAUACAAUGUGGCGAAAAGCAAACUUUGACAUGUGGAAUUGUUCAUUUCUCCCAACAAAACUUAUCCUGUUUAUAGGUUGGCCAUACAUAUUAAUUUAAAAUAUUCCCUUAAAUUAUAUUUGUAAACUAUAGUGAAGUAUACAAUUUUAUGGAUGCAAUAUAAAUAUCUUGAUAGGAUUAUAUGAAAUAAAAUGCAUUGAUCGGUAUGUGCACCACAGACUCUAAUGAUCUAUUCUGUAUCAUGUAUCAAAGGGAGAAAUAUUAAAUUCACAUCAGUUUCUCAGGCUGCUAUCCUAUAUACACUUGUCUGGGAGUAAGUGCCAUUGAGUUCAAUUACACUUAUGAGUAGACAUGCUUCUGACUUUGCACUGAAGUGACACCUUUUACAGCCACAUAAGUAAGAAAUGCAUUGUACUAUGAGUUAAGCAUGCAUGUGUCUGUAUAUUGAAACAUUCCCUCUUUAAAUUACAUGGAAGUGGCAACUAUCAGAGAAUUAUACCCUUCUGUGUAUUUAAAAGGAGAAAGUAGUGACUAGCACACAAGCACUCUCUGUGACUGGAAUGGCCCUUUUUUAACUUGAGUGUCAGUACUUUUAUAAGAUGAAGAGAAGCUGGGUCCCAAAUAAUGUACAGGGAGAUUGGCCCUAGGUAUUUAAUCUUGAAUGAGCUGCUCACUUUCUCUGUGUCUCAAUUCCAACUUCCAAAAUAAAUAUGAGAAGUCUUACUUACGACCAUUGGGUUAGGAUGUAGAAGAAUCUUUGUUGAGACUUGUCUAAUUCUCAGCCUCACAAGCUUUGAAGAUAAAAACUCCCAUGUACAAUAUGCUCUUUGAAGGAAGGGUAAAGCACAGAUAUGACAAAUAAACUACAUUUGCUACUUAAGUAUAGCAUCAGACACACCUGGUCUUGCAGUUGUGCUUGAUGCCUCUUGGUGGGGCUGUUAGAUAUUUAACAUAUACAAUAAUUUGUACGGCCAGGAUUAAGUGUCAUAGGAUGGGUGACUACAUUAUGAUCUUAUUAUUUUAAAUUAUCUGCUGUUCUUAAACGUACGUUUUAUAGUUUUUAAUUUUUCUCAUAGUUUAAUUCUAUUUUUAAUUGUAUACAUUUUUAUGUUUUAAUGGUGUGUUAUCUUUUAGCUGUAAGCCGCUCUGAGUCCUACUGGAAAAAGGGCGGGAUAGAAAUAAAGUUUAUUAUUAUUAUUAUUAUUAUUAUUAUUACUUUUAACCACUUAAGUAGGGGGUUUAAAGUUCUGUUGCUUAUUAUUGCCAGUACACGUAUUGAUGUUACUUGAAAUUAACAAUAAAUUAGUUCAUGCUAAGUAGGCAUGGGAAUGAAUUCUUUAGUGACCUGACUUCAUCAGUCACACUUCAGAAUUACAUGUAUGUUCACCCAUUUGUGUCGUAUCUACCCAAAAGAAGUGCGUCUCUGGAUUCAGUACUGUCGCAUUUUAAUCUGGGUAGCAUUAGAAUUUGCAAACUAACUAACAAACUAAUUAUUGAUGAUUUUGUGGUUAGAAAAGUAACAAGAUAAUUGCAUUAGAUAGUGUUGGAUAACAGCCACAUUGUGUAUAAAGAAAAAAAUCAACGUGUGUGUGUGUUUUAAUCCCUUCUGUU